Notolabrus celidotus (New Zealand spotty) is the source of this 2654-nucleotide messenger RNA. RefSeq lists its product as uncharacterized. Lineage: Eukaryota; Metazoa; Chordata; Actinopteri; Labriformes; Labridae. The record is from RefSeq and is a predicted model, not a curated record. The transcript is spliced from 4 exons. Gene Ontology annotation, molecular function: DNA-binding transcription factor activity; RNA polymerase II cis-regulatory region sequence-specific DNA binding. Gene Ontology annotation, biological process: regulation of transcription by RNA polymerase II. Bases 149 to 1591 code for a protein of 480 amino acids.
CCUGCGCCAGUGUGAGACACGCCCCUUUUCUUUCUGCAAACCAUGUGGCUUUCGAUGGUAAAUAAAGAUCAAAGCUAAAUCCCAACUUUGAUUCAAACCUGAUUUUUGUUGUACCAACGCAAACGUCUGCACAACCGAAGCAGCAAAGAUGUCGGACGGCGACGUGAGCCUCCAGCAGCAGGUGGAGUCGGUGCUGGGAGCGCUCGUCAAAGCUGCCACCGUGGAGUUAACCAAACUGUUCGAGAGCAGGUACGGAGCCUCGGCUCUGGGUGUGGAGUCGGGCCGCAGCGAGGACUGGAAGGAAAGCGAAACCUUGGAGGAACGGGACAGUUUGUCGACAGGGAACAACAAACGCAGCAUCGGGGUGCAAGUGGACGAGGAUGUGCCGCUGGAUUUUUAUGGCCCCUCUCUUCUCUCAGUUGGGGAUUGUUUAAAGGACUGCAGGGAGGUGGAGGUGGUGGUGGAGGGGUGCCUCAUUCCUUCAGAAAUCCUUCUGGCUGAGGAUAAUGGACAAGUUGACCCCAUGGGGUCCUCUCUGAAGGAACAGGUUGUGGUGGAGAACGUGGAUAUGAUGGAGUUAAGCGUGUUGGAAGCAGGGACAAAAGCUGAAUGUAAUCCUCUAACAAAGAUUGUUUUGAUCCCAUCUUCAGGGACAACGACAGAGACAAUAAAACACGGAUCUACUCCAACUAAGCAGAAGCCACUCGUCAUCCAACCAGACACAAGUGAAGCCAUCUCUGGGGAGAAGGUGAAGUUUGUUUGCCCGUUGAUCCUCAAACCAGAGUCUCCAGCUUGCAAAGCGGACACUUCAGAGAACCCGGUUCAAGCUGAGCCUCAGCCUGCCUGCGUCAGCACCGCCAAGGGCACCGCCUAUAGUCCGUCCCCAUCUGAUGGAGCUGCGACGCCUGCUCCGGUUAAAGUUUGGGAACGGAUCAACACGCCAAAGGAGACAGACCUCCACCUGAAACUGAAAGGAACGUCUCUGGAUAAAAAGCUGAAGGCUCCCUGUGCAGUCCAACUGGUGGAUGUGGUCAAGGUGUCUGAAACACAGAUGAAGCUUCAGGAUGAUGUUAUCAAAGGUCAUGAUGUUAACCACAAAAGUGUCUCCCCUCUGCCUAAAGAUCUCCGCCGCCACCAAGGUCUACACACGGGCCAUCGCCUGUGCUGCUUCACCCGCUGUGAUAAUGAUAUUUGGCGGCUAGAGAAGGUGGUCGCACACUCCCGGGAUGGCUACACAUGCAGCAUCUGUAAGAAGAUGUUCAAGCGGAGGAAGAUUCUACGAAGACACGAGCGCUUUCACUCCGGAGAAAAACCGUACUCCUGUUCGGUGUGUUCGAAGACAUUUGCUUUGAGGAAGAGUCUCCGCCGACACCUGAGGUUCCACACAGGGGAGAGGCCACACACCUGCACAAAAUGCAACAAAAGCUUCCGUCUGCGAGAGAAUCUGAAAGCCCACCUGAGGUUUCACACAGGAGAGAAGCCUUUCAGCUGCCUCACCUGUGGAAAGAUGUUCAGGAUCAUGAGGAAUAUGGAGAGUCAUCAGUGUGAUGUGGGCUUUGUUCCUUCAUUCAGAACGAUUGCUGGCUUUUAGCUGUGGAUGAAGUGGAUUGUUGUGGUGUAUGCGCCACUUUCUACCUCUUUGGAAAACACUUUGUGGCAGACUGUCAUACCAUGUUAAGAAAAGCUAUCACAGAGCUAUUAGAGAUUCCAGAUUUAUUGCUGAUAUCCCAUUUCAUUCAGUCAUUCCAGUCAUGUAAUGACAAACAAGAGGGGCUUUCAUUGAGGCUGGGACAUUGUUAUACACACUUCUACUACUGAUGCUUUUAGAAAAUAUAUAUUUUUGCUUUUUAUAGUUUUGGACACGUUAAAGGACCAGUCCAGUGUGCCAACUUUUUUGCAUUGACCCUCUGAGAACCUAUAAGGGAUCUCCUCCACCUGGUAGAGUUAACCAGGAAUACAAUAUACAUGCUGAUAUACUCUACCUCCUUGGAGCUUGUUGUAUUUUGUAAGUGUUUUUUAGUGCAUUAGUAAAAUUUUAUGCUUUUAUUGACAAAAAUAAAUAAAUAUAAAGACAUUUUGGGCAAAAUUCAGAUCCUCAACUACAAACAUUCCCUGUGUCAAAGCCAUGUAUAAAGUUCUUCCACUGAUGUUUUGUUUUUAAUCUUUGUUAUUUUGAUACUUACUUUAACUUGACGUAUCUACUCUAAAAGACUGUUGUUUUGUACUCAUUUUAUGUGUGUGAUGUAUAUUGACUUCUUUGUUUUAAUAACACGUGUUAAACUCUCCAUGCACACUUUAUAAGAAAAUCCAGUUUUAAAAUGAAAUACUAAGAAUAAUCAUCCCACUGUAACUUGUCUUGGCAAACGAAUGUAAGGAAUCUUGUCUUUUUAGAUACUUUUUUAAUCCUCUUUAGUAAAUACACUCUACAUAGACAGUUGUCUGUUUAAUCUUUUAAAACAUGUGAUGCCUGUUUUUUGUUUCGUAUCAAUAAAAAAACUUUUAUUGUAUUUCAAAGUGUUUAUAGCUGUUUUAUAGUGUAACUGAUGACCACACUACAUUCAGAAAGGAGGGACAGAACAUCAUGUUGUUGCUGUUUACAUGUUGUCACUGAUGGCUUCAGUAAGAGUUAAUAAAGACACAGGUCAUGCUUUGUA